ACUCCCCUGGACAGAAUGAUGUGAGCUCAGAAAGCAAUCCUGUCAGGAAUGAGGAUGUACCCCUGGAUGGCUCACCCAGUCAUAAGGAGAAGCUGAACUCAGGUGCUUGGGCUUUGACUCCUAUCCCUCCCUCACCUGCCUUUUUGGGUUAUGAUGGAAAAGAUGAUGUGAGUACUAUUCCUCGUUUGUCAGACUAUGUGGCAUGGCCUAAUAUGCCCCGGGUUGUUGAGCUGGAGGAGGGAUCGAAGGAAGGUAGCGAGACUCGCAGUCUAUAUAUUGUUGAGUCUCCUACUGGAUCUCCUAUCCAUGAAAAGCUGCAUGUGUCUCCUGGACCUGAGGGUUGCAAUCAAUAUCAAAAGCUCACUAGGGUGGAUGAGAGGGCUAUGGAUCGCAUGAAGAAGCGCAACUUUGAAGGUCUUCUGAAAGGGAUUGAUAAGGAAAGAGUCCAGGCUGGAGUGCAGAAGAUGGUGCGCGUGGCUGCGUCUUUGGCGGACCGUUCUACUCCCAGGGGUAGGCUCAUGCUGGGGAAUGGCGCGGGAGCUUGAAGCUGUUCUGGUCAGUAGUCUGUGAUGUAUUUGAUCUCACUGGGGUUUGAUGCCCGCUGAGAUGUCUA
Molecule: messenger RNA, 613 nt
Organism: Triticum aestivum (bread wheat)
Lineage: Eukaryota; Viridiplantae; Streptophyta; Magnoliopsida; Poales; Poaceae
Exons: 2
Coding region: 213-545 (110 amino acids)
Source: RefSeq, a predicted model, not a curated record